UAUUGUUAUUAAUAAAUAAAAAUAACAAUAUCACCUUUGUGAGAUUCGGGAUCGCGAACAUGGAAAUGGAUAAACAGAACAAUUUAAAUAUACCACUGAUUUUAAAACACUGCUUUCAAAGUAUUAAGCAAGUGGAUGGAAGUGAUGUGAAUGUAUCUGCAAUAUGCAAUGUAUGUUCGAAAACGAUAAAGGGUAGUGUUACUUCUACUACCAAUUUCCUGAAGCAUUUAAAGAUUAAAGGCCACUCAGAUCUGUUGCAAGAUUAUGAAAAUGUUAAAAUUACAACUCUUAAAAAAAGAAAACUUACUGAUAAUAGUAGCAGUGAUGCAAGUGGUUCAGAAUCAACAUGUAAAAAAAUGAAGCAGUCUACACUUACAGAUGUUACAAGUGGUUCAAGAUCUAUUAAUUUGGACAAGUUGAUCAUACAUUUUAUUGUUGACACCAUGUCUCCAGUAUCAAUAGUGGAGAACAAGUCUUUUAAAGCUUUGAUUGAAGGUUCACAGCAACUAACUAAGCCUCCAAAGGUUAUGUGCCGUACUACAGCUAAGAAUAAAAUUAGUAAUGAGUACAAUGAAUUUAAGAAAAACCUUAUGCUAGAGUUGGACAAAGUGGAAUUUGUGUGCAGUACAGCUGAUAUUUGGUCUUCAUCUAAAAGAAGUUACUUGGGGGUUACAGUACAUUGGAUUGAAAGUGAGACUUUUGAAAGAAGAAGUGCUGCAAUUGCUUGCAGAAGAUUCAAAGGGGUUCACACAUAUGAUAAAGUUGCUGAAAUGAUAGCUGAUAUACAUUCAGACUAUAAUUUGAAAAUAUCAAAAAUUGUUAAAACAGUUACAGACAAUGGCUCAAAUAUGGUAAAGGCUUUUGAGGUAUUUAGAAAGUCUGAUUCAGAGGUAGUUGAAAAUGAACAUGUUUCACCAGCAUUUGAAGAUCUUGAAAAAUCAUCACUCGACGAAGUUAGUGAAGAUGAUGAUUCACUUCUAGUACCACAAGCUUUUCCAGAUGCUUCAUCAGACUCGGAAGGCGAUUGCCUUCUGCCCGGACAUGAAAGAUGUGCUACACACACUUUACACCUGAUUGCUAGUACUGAUUUCAAGCAAGCAAGAACCAAAAAUACAUUUUACAAGAAAUUACAUGACACAGCCUUAUCAAAGUGCCAAGCACUGUGGAACUUGUGUGCUAGAUCCCCUAAAGCAUGCGAGACAUAUUUACAAAUAACAGGCAAGUCACCAACUUCCCCAUGCGCCACCCGAUGGAACUCCUACUAUAAUUCAAUACAAGAUCUUUUAGCAGUGCAGAACCAUCUUAGUGAAGCCAUGAAAAUGUUAAAGUUACCACCGCUGAAAGAAAAUGAAAUUCACUUUUUAAGUGAAUAUGUGGACUGUUCCAAGCCAAUAGCAGAAGCUAUUCAAAGUCUGCAAGGGGAAAAAGACUCUUACUAUGGUUGUCUGUUACCGGAAUUAUACAGAAUCCAACAUCUUACCAAAAGUCUCAGGAUGGAAAAUCUGAAAUACUGCAGCCCUUUGCUAGAUGUAAUAGAAGAAAACUUAUGUAGACGUUUUAAACGGUUUUUGCAGUUGGAACCAGCAGCAAAUGAUGCUAUAUUGGCCUCAGUGUCCCAUCCUAUGUUUAAGCUGAAAUGGGUACCAAAAGCGCAAUAGGAAUAUGUAAAAGAACU
Molecule: messenger RNA, 1675 nt
Organism: Trichoplusia ni (cabbage looper)
Lineage: Eukaryota; Metazoa; Arthropoda; Insecta; Lepidoptera; Noctuidae
Exons: 3
Coding region: 60-1658 (532 amino acids)
Molecular function (GO): DNA binding
Source: RefSeq, a predicted model, not a curated record